AUGAAAACUCGGUCACCUGAGCCUAAGACAAUCGUCGUCUCUCGUUCGGAGAUCCCCCGUUAGGCCCGGUUCCCUCCCUUGUGAAUUAAAUAAACUCUUUGUAUUCGUUACAUUGAUCUUUAUUUAUUUGUUUCGAGCAUUAUUGCUCUGGCGCAGUUGCCACUUCGCUCUUUAACCAGCCCAAACUUAACUGGCGCUUGUCGCUAGGAUAAUUUAAGUGCGACUUUCAACAUCGCGUUGAUCCCACUUUUGCGAACCUCGUUCUUUUCUAUGUCAGAACCGGAGUUCUUUCCAAGAUACGGAUCCGAUUUGACCGUUCCAUCUUUAACCACCUAUCGUUUCAUUUACACGCACGACAGGGAAAAGAAAGAACUUUUGACUUUCAUCACCAAAAGUCUCACAUCUUUCCGACAAGACUGGCCUGUGGAAGUUACGCGAACUGAAGAUACUGUUACCGUCUGGAUUGCUGAAAAGCUCGCUUUCAACUACGAAGGAAUUCCUGUCAGCUGCCGGGCGUAUUUCGACAAUUGCAAACGUCUAGGAGAUUUUGCAGUCUUCAAGAAAGGACUUGAGAACUACCAUCCCUGGUCUUUCCUGUGGUUUCGGCUUCCUCUCCGACGACUUCCCAUAGCAAGGGUCGUGCUCCCGUACAGACCUGAGGAGGACAUCCCUUGGAAAUCAUACAGUGCCGACAACGGACUUCUCGGCAAACGUAUUGACCGCCUUAUCAGCACUCCUUCUGGUCUUCGAGUCCGCGACUACACAGCCGACUACGCAGAUUUUCACACUUGUCCUCUCAUCAGGAAAAAAUGAAGUACAUCACUGCUUUUUUAUAAUAUAGUUCGCAAUUUCCCUGAGGCUCCUUAAAAUUUCAAGGAAAAAUAUUCCUAAUUUUCCUCAAAAAUAAACAUCAUAUCGAAGGAAA
Messenger RNA from Bemisia tabaci, 925 nucleotides. NCBI's taxonomy places the organism in Eukaryota, Metazoa, Arthropoda, Insecta, Hemiptera, Aleyrodidae. The record is from RefSeq and is a predicted model, not a curated record.